AUGUGUUUGCCAGGGUUCGGGUGCGGAGCAGGCUGGCGAGGGUGGAAUAGUGAGACAGGCGGGGCAGAGCUGGGCAGUCAACAGUGGGCGCACUGUCGGGGCCAAUGCAGCUGCAGGGUGGUCGCCGCCUGGAAUGGAGCAGCAGCUGCAGCCAUGGUGGUAGCAGCAAGGGUGCAGCAGAGGCAGAGUACGGGGGAGCGUGAGCAAAGGCAGGGUGUGUUGCGGGGACUGAGCGGCGGUGGAGAGGCAUGGGAGGAAGCGGCGGAGGUGGAUUCACGGCUGACGCAGUCGCUGUUGGGGAAGGUGGAUUCCGCGCCCCUGUCCCUGUCCCUGUCCGUUCCCCCGCACCAACGGGCGGCCGGCGCAGUGGAGCGGCAGGGUGAAGGAAGGGUAGGAAGAGAGAAGAGCGAUAGCCAGGUAACGUGGGAGGGGGUAGCAGGGGUGUUGGGCGAGGGGAACACGCAUAGUGGCGGCGGCUGUGGUGGCGCAGAUGGUGGCAGGGGUUGUGUCCAGCACGUUGCUUCAGAGCGGCCGCCCUCCCCCUUGCUCCUUGGGUAUGUUUCGGUAUGCGUGCCCGCAGUGACUGUCCCCCAUGACAUGCCAUCCGACACCACUUGUCUGCUUCUCACAUUCGUCCCACCGGCUCCUCGCCUCUCUUCUUUCUCCCUCCACUGCCCGUGCCAGGCCCUUCGCCCCAGCCCCUCCUCUGCACGCCUCACCCGCAAAAGCAGCACCAGCUCCUCUGCUGAACAGCCCCGAAGGGACGACUUGGGGGCAGCAUGGGCGGGAGCAGAGGCGGAAAUACAGGCGGGAGCGCAGGUGGGAGCAUGGGAAGGGGUGGGGGGGGAAAGGGGGGUUUGGGGGACCUUGGGUCAGAACAUGGGGGGGAGCAUGAGCGGCAAUUUGAUUGAUUCGAACAUGAGCGGAGAAGGUGGGAAAGCAGGGGCGGAGAGACAGGGUCAGGCAUGGAGGGAGUGCGGCGGCCAGCAACAGGAUCAGGCAGCACAAGCAGCACUGGCAGCAUUGGCGGGAGGAGCGCGAGCAUGGAUAUGGCGCACUGCUGCUGGCAGCUGA
This is a messenger RNA of Closterium sp. NIES-65, 1074 nucleotides long. The record is from the annotation of a GenBank genome assembly. Lineage: Eukaryota; Viridiplantae; Streptophyta; Zygnematophyceae; Desmidiales; Closteriaceae.